AUGGGCCUCCCGCUGCGCAGCGCCGCAGCGACCACCCCAUCGAGGCCGGUUCAGCAAGCGCGGGGCGCGGAGCGAACCUUCGGCGGCGUGGCAGCUGGGGGACAGCGGCAGCCAGGCCGCCCGAAGCCCUCGAGGAUGGAGGUCCUGGACGAGUUCGACAGCGAGUUCCCCCAGAGUGUGGCCUUCUGCCAGCUCAUCUCGGAGGAGGACUUCGAGAGGCAGGCGGUGACUUACACGGAGCGCGCGCUGCGCCGCCUCUUCCGCAGCAUCGACCGCAACCCGGCGCUGGCCGAGAGGGUGGUGCGCAAGGGCAAGCAGGCAGAGUGCGAGCAGCGCGGGAUCCUUUCCUUCCUUUGGGCCAAAUUCUCCAGCGCCAUCCAGGGGGAGCUGAACUGUUGCAACAGCAUGGGCGUCCGGGAGAUGCAUCGGCGCCUGGAGCAGCUGAAGAGGCGCAUCCACCGCGUGCACCUCUACUCCCAGGAUGCCAAGAAGAAGAGAAGGAAGCCAAAAGCAAAGAAACCAGAGCCUAUCAUCUUGCGAGAUCAGUCGACCUCCCCGUGCCUACCACCGACCCUGCUGCCACCUCCGCCACUGCCACCACCUGCCACCACCAUGACCUCCAUGGUGGCACCAUCACCUCCUGUCUACACCAUGCCCAGGGUCUUUGGCCCCUUCCCUCCGCUGCCUAGCACAUCGGUGGAGAAAUUGGAAGCUUCAGAGUCUGAGGUGAAAUUGAAAUGGACAGGCCUGCCAUCAAACCCCAAGAGCCGCAUGGUUGAUUUGACCCCCUUGGUGCUCAAUCCUGGAGGCUUCCACUUCUCCUACCUGGCCAGGAACAGCAUGCCCAAGCUCCACUGCCCGGGAUUUCCCUGGACCGCAGCCUGUAGUGGCUUGCCCAGCACCGAGGAGAUGCCAUCGUCUUCUGUGAAGGCCUCCAUCUUCACGCCGCCUGUCCUGCUCAAGUUCCAGCCUGUGCCCCACCCCCAAGAUGACUCAGAGAAUGACCCUGGCAGCGUGGACCCUGUGCCCCACCAGAGGGACCCGUAACCUCUCUUGUGCAAAGCACGGCCAGAGAAAUGAAUAAAUUUCCCCCGGAGGUGCCUUCCUUGUGCCUUGCUCCCCAGGGACCAUGCUGUCCCUUGGGCUU
Phacochoerus africanus (Common warthog) is the source of this 1147-nucleotide messenger RNA. RefSeq lists its product as uncharacterized. The record is from RefSeq and is a predicted model, not a curated record. Lineage: Eukaryota; Metazoa; Chordata; Mammalia; Artiodactyla; Suidae. The transcript is spliced from 8 exons. Bases 1 to 1047 code for a protein of 348 amino acids.